Gossypium arboreum is the source of this 1602-nucleotide messenger RNA. Its product is annotated as piriformospora indica-insensitive protein 2-like. The record is from RefSeq and is a predicted model, not a curated record. Gene Ontology annotation, molecular function: protein binding. The transcript has 2 exons. Lineage: Eukaryota; Viridiplantae; Streptophyta; Magnoliopsida; Malvales; Malvaceae. The coding region runs from base 140 to 1423 and encodes 427 amino acids.
AAACAUUGUUGCCUUUUGCCCUUUCUUUUAACUACGAAACCCAUCUUCCAUUUGUUAUCAUUACUGUAGUUCUUUUCUCAUAUUGUUAAGUUGGUAUUGCUCAGUUUAUAUCCUGUUUGUAUUAUUGCCUGCUUAGGCCAUGAAGAAUCUUAUUGUCAUGAAUAAGAGUUCUGUUCUUGUGUUUUUGCUUGUUGGGUUGUUUGUUUUGUGUGAAUGUGAAGAUGAAGACCAGUUCUUACCUGUAUCUCCAAUGGUGAAGAAAGAACAAGAGGCAUUAUACUCAGCUAUUCAAGGAUUUGUGGGGAAUUCAUGGAAUGGCUCGGAUCUUUACCCAGAUCCUUGUGGAUGGACACCUAUACAGGGAGUUUACUGUGAUCUGCUCGAUGGGUAUUGGCAUGUCACUGUUUUAAAUAUUGGUCUAGUUUUUGACAACUCUCUUCAAUGUAGCCCAAAUGCAAAGUUCACACAUCACCUGUUUGAGCUUAUUCACUUAAGAUCACUCUCAUUCUUCCAUUGUUUUUCCUCGCCUAGAGAUAACCCCAUUAGAAUCCCUUCCUCAAAUUGGGAAAGACUCUCAAACAGCCUAGAAUCCUUGGAGUUUAGAUCCAAUGGUGGUCUCAUUGGUACAAUUCCAGUCUCCAUUAGCUACCUUAAAAAGCUCCGAUCAUUAGUGUUACUAGAAAAUGGAUUAAUAGGAGACUUGCCUAUAGAAUUAGGGAACUUGGUGAAUUUAAAGCAACUUGUAUUGGCUGGAAACAAGUUUACUGGUCAAAUCCCACCAAGUUUAGGAGGGUUAACUGAGUUGUUAAUAAUGGAUUUAAGUAGAAACAGUCUAACAGGGACCUUGAUGUUGACUUUCGGGUGUAAUCUCACUUCAUUGCUGAAGUUGGACUUAAGCAACAACAAGUUGGAAGGAAAGAUACCUGAAGGGAUUGGAAGGUUAAAGAAUGCAACACUUUUGGACCUUGGCAGAAACAAGUUCUCAGGUGGGUUGAUACAGUCAUUUCAACGACUGGUUUCUUUAAAAGAGAUGGUGAUAUCAAAUAAUCCGCUUGGAGGUGAUCUCAUGGGUGUUGAAUGGGGAAAGUUGCAGAAUUUGGAGAUAUUGGAUCUUUCAAGUAUGGGGUUAACAGGUUUAGUACCAGAAUCCAUGGCAGGGAUGAAAAAGUUGAGAUAUUUGGGGCUAAAUGACAACAGUCUGACAGGAAAUCUUUCACCAAAGCUUGCAAGUCUUCCUUGUCUGAAUGCUCUUUAUGUUAAUGAUAAUAAUCUGACAGGGAAGCUUGAGUUUGCAGUAGGGUUUUAUAAGAAAAUGGGGAGAAAGUUCAGAGCUUGGAAUAAUUCAAAUCUUUGCUAUCAGCCUGAAAUGAUCCCAUCAUCAUCAUCAUCAAGCCAUGGUCUUAAUGGGGUUAAACUUUGUUAACAAGAAACACAAAGGAGAAAAAACAGUUCUAGUAAAACGGAUUUUAGAGGCUUUAUUUUCUCAGUUCAAUUUUUAGUGGAUAUAUUUUUUAAAAUUUCACCAUGUGGAUUUCCCCCCUUAAAUUAUUAAAUUAUCUCUUUGCCAGUCUACGAUAUAUAUUACAUGGCUUGUUAUUCAAA